AUGCUGCUCCGAGCGACGCGGUGUGCGCGCGCAACGCGGCGCCUCUCGACGACGGUCGAUGCGUACGCUGUCGGCUCGACGACGCACGGCUUCAAGGUUCUGCGCAAGGAAGCGAUUCCCGAGUACUCUAUCACUGCGAUCCAGCUGCAGCACGAAGCGACCAAGGCCGACUACUUGCACAUUGACAGCGUCGACAGCAACAACGUCUUUAGCGUCAACUUUCGCACGCCGCCCACGUCGUCGAAUGGCAUUGCGCACAUUCUCGAGCACCUCGUGCUCUGCGGCUCCAAGCAGUACCCGGUCCGUGACCCGUUCUUCAACAUGCUCAAGCGCAGUCUCAACAACUUUAUGAACGCGAUGACGGGCGCCGACCACACCAUGUACCCGUUCGCGACGACCAACCGCACCGACUUUGACAACCUCCUGCGUGUCUAUUUGGACGCGACCUUUUUCCCGCGGCUUCGAGAACUGGACUUUCUCCAGGAAGGCCACCGUCUCGCGCUCGACGAGACGACGGGCCGGCUGCAGUACAAGGGUGUCGUGUUUAAUGAGAUGAAGGGCACGCUCUCGGACAGCGACACGCUCUUUGCGACGCGCUUGCAGCAGCACGUGAUGCCGACGGACAGCGUGUACGCCCACGUGAGCGGCGGCGACCCGGCGGUCAUUCCGUCGCUGACCCAUGACGAGCUCAAGGCCUUCCAUGGUACGCACUACCACCCGUCAAAUGCGCUCUUCUACUCGUACGGCAACUUUCCGUUGUCGGACCAUCUCGCCUACAUCAACGAGAACGUCCUCUCGCAGUUUGAAGCGGCAGCGGCCGUCAAAAUUGCGCCGUCGAUUGUGAAGCCGCCGCUUGUGGCCGCGCCGCUGGUGCAGCUCGAAGGGCCGGACGAUGGCGUGAGCGGCGACGCGGCCGCGCAGACCAAGUGGGUUCAAGCCCACGUGCUGCCGAAUGUACUUUCGACCGACAUUUACACGUGCCUCGUGCUGCGUAUUGUGUCGUUUUUGUUGCUGCAUGGACCGUCGGCGCCGUUGUACAAGGCGUUGAUCCUCUCGGAGCUCGCGAUCGACUUUGCCACGGGCACGGGCGUCGACACGUCGUCGGUCAACCCCGUCUUUGGGAUCGGCGUCGAAGGCUUUGACAAGGCCAAGUUGCCCGAGAUCCAAGCGACGAUCGCGCGCGUCUUGGACGAGGUCGACCGUGAUGGGUUUGACGUGGACCGUAUCGAUGCCAUGCUUCACCAGAUUGAGCUCAGCCAAAAACACAUUGUUGGCAAGUUUGGCAUGACGCUCUUGCGCGGCGCGGCGUCGACGUGGUGCCACGACGGCGAUAUGAUUGCCGCGCUCGGUAUCAAUCCGUACCUCGCUCGGCUUCAGCGCGACAUGGAAUUGAACCCCCGCUUUCUUCAAGAUGCGCUUCGCACGUACAUGAUUGCGCCCAUGCAAACGACAGCGCCCAUCCAGGUGCUCAUGGAGCCGUCGACCGACUUUGUGCAGAAAAUGGAAGCCAACGAAGCCGCGACGCUCGAGGCCCUUCAAGCCCGUUUGUCGCCAGAUGAGUUGGCCCGCAUUCAAGCAACAACCCUUGAGCUGCAGGCCCACCAAAACCAGGUGCCGGACGUCGACUGCCUCCCGACGUUGACGCUGCACGACAUUCCGCUGCAGCAUCCCAAGCUAACGACCGAGAUGCGUGGCGCGAACGUUCAAUUCGUACCGCAGUCGACCAACGAACUCACGUACUUUCGGCUCAAGUUUGACACGUCGCGGGUGCCGACCGAGCUCAAGCCGUACUUGCCAUUCUUUGCGUCUGUGCUCGGCCAGCUCGGCACGAGCCAGCUCUCGUUCCAAGACCUCGCGACCACCGUUCAGUCGAUCAGCGGCGGUGUCUCGGCCUCGACCUUGCUCUUCGGUCUCACGGCGGUCUCGACGCCCUACGAACAGUUGCACGGUCUCACGGCGAUUGAUGCGAUGCAAGCGUGGCUCAAGGCCACCGAAGAGGACCCGGCGAUGCUGCUCCAGUUUGCAUCGGCGCUGAGUGCGCUCGCCCAGCACAUUUUCCAGUCGGAAACCAUGCGUCUCUCGGUGGUCACUGAACCACAUCUGAUGACGGCGAUCGAAGCUUCGAUUGCGGGAUCGCUCGUCGCCCACCUCCCGCGCGCGAGCGAGGUUGCGCCGGUGACGCCCGUGUUUCCCCCGACGCAGCUGCCCGAAGCGACGCCCAAUGCGUUUUUUGGGUACCCCCUCUCGGUCAACUUUAACGUGCAAGCGAUUCCGACGGUGCCGCUUUUCCACGCCGACCAUGUGCCGUUGACGGUCCUGGCGCAGGUGCUCUCGUCGUGCUACCUGCAUCAGCACGUACGCGAAAAGGGCGGUGCGUACGGUGCUGGCGCGUCGCAGGGCGAAGGUGUGUUUCAGAUGAGCUCGUAUUACGACCCACACACGCUCCAGACGCUCGAGGCGUACGAUGGCGCGGCCACGUUUGCGGCGACCGGCGCCUUCUCGCACCGCGACGUUGACGAAGCGCUUCUCGGUCUCUUUUCCUCGAUUGACGCGCCCCAAGCCCCGUCGGCCAAGGGCAAAGGGCUCUUCACGCGCGGUUUUACGCACGAGAUGCUGCAAGCGCGCCGCACGCAACUCCUCGCAACGACCAAGGACGAUAUUGUCCGCGUGGCGCAGACCUACUUGGCGUCACCGACGACCAUGCAGCGGGUGAUUGUCGGCAAGGACGAUGGCCGGGACGCGCUUCGCAGUGCCGGAUUUACGUGCAACUAG
Messenger RNA from Saprolegnia parasitica CBS 223.65, 2772 nucleotides. RefSeq lists its product as hypothetical. Gene Ontology annotation, molecular function: metal ion binding. Gene Ontology annotation, biological process: protein processing. Bases 1 to 2772 code for a protein of 923 amino acids. Lineage: Eukaryota; Oomycota; Saprolegniomycetes; Saprolegniales; Saprolegniaceae. The record is from RefSeq and is a predicted model, not a curated record. The transcript has 13 exons.